CGGCGGCGGAAGGGGCGGUGGAAGCAGCGGCAGCGGCAGCAGCGUGGUACCGCCAUGGGCCGCAGGAAGAAGGGUUGGGGCGGCCGCGAGGGGAGGUUGUUGGUGACUUUCGACGAGGAGAGGCGGAGGGAGUACCUGACCGGCUUCCACAAGCGGAAGGUGGAGCGGAGGAAGGCGGCACUGGAGGAGAUUAAGCGGAAGCUGAAGGAGGAGCAGAGGAAGAUGAAGGAGGAGCGGCACCAGGAGUACCUCAAGAUGCUGAGCGAGAGGGAGGAGGCGCUCGAUGAGGCUGAUGAACUGGAGCACUUGGUGACAUCGCGGACAGAGUCUGUGAACAUCGACCACCCAAACCACGUUGUAACAGUGACUACCAUCAGUGACCUGGACCUCUCAGGGGCACGCCAGCUGGGACUGACCACCCCUGUGGUAAAAAUUGAUGGAUCAGAAGAAGAAAAGGGGGAAGAGAUGGUAAACAAGCCUGUAAGAACAAUGCCCAAGAAGUCCCGAAACCCAUUUCUAUCUGAAAAGAUCUCUUCUCUUACUGCCACGCUGCACAUGCACAGCCGGAAAAAGACAAAAAAAAAGAGACCCCAGCGUGGGCAAGGCUCACACAAGAAAAUCCGGAAAUCCAGCACAGGGCGAACCACAAAGACCCAGCGACGGAGGCUGACAGGCAAAAUGGGCCGUGACCAAGAUUAAUGGAGAACCUAGUGCUCAGACCAGCAGCUGGCACAGUGCUCCAUGUCUAGCCUGCUGCUGUUUGGGGCCCUUUCAUUAUAAGCAAGGGCUUUGUUUACUUGGUGCUCUGACAAGCAGUGAGCCCAGUUCAGUCGUUCUGUCACCUCUGGAGCAUUGUCCAGGAUAACUAGACAUUCAUUUAUUUCUGCAGUUGUCUCCAGCUAGAUCUCUGGGUGCCAUGGAAUCUCUAAAAACUUCUGCUGAGGGUCACAUUCUCUAUUUGGUGUAACCCUUCUGUCCUUGGGCCUCCCGUUCCAGAUCUGAUACUUGGCUUUAUCAGAGGAGAGGAUCUGAGGUGGGUUGCAACAGGCACAUUGUCAGGGCAGUUUGAGACUUAGAAGAACUCUGCUUCCACUUGUGUGUCAGUGCCCUGGCAUUUCUGCUGUGCAGUAAAUCCUUUUUCCAUGGAGACAUAUGGUGUCAUCUUGUCUCAUGUUUCUUCUCCAGUGCCACACCUGAAUGCAGGGGUACUUUUUGUUUGGUACCUGUGCCAGGUGAAAUUUGGUAACUUUGAAUAAAUUUUUAAGUCAUUCUGCUAAA
Molecule: messenger RNA, 1278 nt
Organism: Athene cunicularia (burrowing owl)
Lineage: Eukaryota; Metazoa; Chordata; Aves; Strigiformes; Strigidae
Gene: NOL12
Product: nucleolar protein 12
Exons: 6
Coding region: 55-699 (214 amino acids)
Cellular component (GO): nucleolus
Molecular function (GO): RNA binding
Source: RefSeq, a predicted model, not a curated record